AAGUCAUUUUUACAGGAAAGCUCACCCGACAGAGACCAUCCUAUCCACCAAGAACCUUAAUGAAUUAUAGAAUUUCUUUUUCGUGAAUCCCAGUGUUUCUUUUACAGUUUCUGAUUCCAAAUGAGAAUAUACAUUUUCCUGUGUUUGAUGUGCUGGAUAAGACUUGGGUAUUUAAAUUUGCCAUCGAAAAGCAAGAGAGUUUAUAAAAAUCUUGAGAAUAAGAAAACAUGUCUUGAAUUCUCAAAAUUAAAUGUAAUGACUUCCUUAAGAGAUUUAUUUUCCCCCAAACUAAAGAUAAUUCUGAUGUUGUACUCAAGGGACAGUGUAAGCUGCGCAGAACCUCUGUUUGAGUCUAAUAACUCUCUCAAUGUCCGUUUCAACCCGUCAAAGAAAACUAUCUGCAUCAUUCAUGGAUACAGACCCCUGGGCUCCAUCCCAGCAUGGCUUCAUAAGUUUACCAAGGUGUUAUUGAAACACGAAGAUGUGAAUCUCAUUGUUGUAGACUGGAACCAGGGUGCUACAACAUUCAUUUACAAUAGAGCUGUUAAAAACACCAGACUAGUUGCUAAGUAUUUGAGUGAGUCAAUUCAAAGUCUUUUGAACCAUGGAGCAUCUCUUGACAAUUUUCAUCUCAUAGGCAUGAGUUUAGGGGCUCAUAUUAGUGGUUUUGUAGGAAAACUAUUUCACGGUCAACUUGGAAGAAUUACAGGCCUUGACCCAGCUGGACCACAAUUCUCUGGGAAACCAUCAGACAGUAGAUUAGAUUACACAGACGCAAAGUUUGUAGAUGUCAUCCACACUGAUUCCGACGGUUUAGGCAUUCUAGAGCCAUUGGGACAUAUAGAUUUUUACCCAAAUGGAGGAAGAAAACAGCCAGGUUGUCCUACAACAGUUUUUUCAGGAGUUAAUUACAUAAAAUGUGACCAUCAGAGAGCAGUUCACUUGUUUAUUGCAGCUUUUGAAACAAAUUGCAAUUUUGUUUCAUUUCCUUGUACGUCGUACAAAGAGUAUGAGAAUGGUUUAUGUGUGGACUGUAGGAACCAUUAUGGAAACACCUGUCCUAGGCUUGGUAAUCAGGCUCAGCUAUGGAAAAAAGGUUUGAAGGAAAGAAUGGAAGGAUGGCCUCUCAGGACCACUGCGUUUUUGGAUACUAGCGCCCAAAGUUCAUUCUGUACCUAUUAUUUUGUUCUCAGUAUAGUUGCUUUGGAUGGAACUAUAAAGGACGGCUCAAUUUCAUUUAGUUUAUUAAACAACCUUCAGAGAUUUGAAUAUCCUAGGCUCUAUGUGAAGAGCAAACCAUUUGAUAAUCUUCAAGGAGUCAAGAUCCUUGCUCAGUUCAUAAGGGAUAUUGUGAACAUUUCAUGCAUAUAUGUAACAUACUUACAUUCCCCUGAUUCCUGCUGUUCCACGUGCCAAUACAGAGUGCAGAGUCUUGUGUUAAAGUCACUUACACACCCAGAAAGACCACCAUUUUGUAAAUAUAAUUUUGUACUUAAAGAAAAAAUCAAGACCGAACUUCUACCAGAAGCCUGUAAGACACAGAUGGUGUGAGAGCCUUCUUUUACCAGGUUUAAAACUGUGAACCAAGUAAUUUCUCAAAUACAACAAUGUAACCGCCAUUGUUUUAGAAUAAACUAUUCAAUCUGUAAUUCAGGUGUGUCUAUCAUUUCUUAUUUUGGAUUCUUUAAAAUAAUAUACAUUUAAUAAAAAGUAUUCUGAAUA
Peromyscus eremicus (cactus mouse) is the source of this 1722-nucleotide messenger RNA. RefSeq names its product lipase I (gene Lipi). The record is from RefSeq and is a predicted model, not a curated record. Gene Ontology annotation, biological process: lipid metabolic process. The transcript is spliced from 11 exons. Lineage: Eukaryota; Metazoa; Chordata; Mammalia; Rodentia; Cricetidae. Bases 121 to 1551 code for a protein of 476 amino acids. Gene Ontology annotation, molecular function: carboxylic ester hydrolase activity; lipase activity.